Molecule: messenger RNA, 1241 nt
Organism: Anarrhichthys ocellatus (wolf-eel)
Lineage: Eukaryota; Metazoa; Chordata; Actinopteri; Perciformes; Anarhichadidae
Gene: fbxo36b
Product: F-box protein 36b
Exons: 4
Coding region: 280-1173 (297 amino acids)
Molecular function (GO): protein binding
Source: RefSeq, a predicted model, not a curated record
UACGACUAAGCUGAUGAGUGUUACUAAUAUUGUGUAUAUUUAACUUGUCAAUGAGAGUAGGCUGAAUAUUAUAAACAUCUCAGUAUAACAUCACGAAGCAAGACUCCAAAAUGAGGAUAAGAUCGAAUAAACACCCAAAGUUUAGUACACUAUAGAAGUUUAGCACACUAUAGAAGUUUAGCACACUAUAAUCUCCAUGAAGGUAGAAUUCACUGCAGGGUCUAUUUCUACUGAGAAAGCACCGUUGACGGAGCGCCAUGACAACAAAGAAACUUUGACAUGGCGUCCCUUCUAACGGACCCGUUGUUUGAGACGUCCGGACACGGGCCUCCACCCAAUAAGAAUUAUUAUCAUGUUGCUGUCACCAAGUCAGAUGUGAUCUGGAGAUGGUGGAAGAUAUCUCCGAGAGCUGUAGACAGGUACUCAAAGCCCGGGGAGCUGAAGGAGCCUCACCAGGACUUCCUGGACGACACUUGGCUGCAGAGUGAGGUCAGUAUGGUUUUCGGCCGUCGAAUCUUGCAGUACACCAAGGCUUUGUGCCAAGGCCAUUAUGAUUAUCUGGAGCAGCUGUCUGACACCUUACUUCUGCGGAUAAUAAAUCAUCUAGAACUAGAGGAUGUGGGUCAGCUUGGACGAACGUCACGCAAGUUCAGAGAGCUAUGCGGGUCAGAGGAGUUUUGGGAGCAGGCCGUGAAGCGGCGCUGCAACACAGUGUCGGCUGAGGUGGCAUCUCUUGCGCUUGUUGUGGGCUGGCGCGGCAUCUUCUUCACCAGUAAGCUACAGCUGCAGAAGUUGAUCAGCCGCAGGAGGCUGAAGGCUGAGGAGCGUCAAGAAGGACAGGUCUCUGACCCAGAUGCAAAGGCAGAGGAGUCUCCUGAUGGAAGCUCAGAGACAGACCAGACAUCUGGUUCUGAGGAGGACUCUCACUUUGGCGUUUUAUCAGAUCUAUGCCUUGGCACUGAUCCUGGUACUCGCUUUGACUCCAGCGCUUGCUGUGAUUUUGACCCUGACCCUAACCCUGAAUCAGAGGCUGGCUCUGAUUCCACUGUGCCUGUGCCUUGCCAACUGUUUGAGGACAUAAAGCACUGUGUGGUGGAAAGGCCUGUGCAGCACAGUGCACUGAGCAAUAGUAGAGGAGACUGCCGUGCAGAGCCAGGGAGGACAAUGAGUUAAUUCUUGUGUCAAAUAUUUGGGAAGCCCUGUGUUUUUACUGUUGGAUUAAUAUGCCUUGUAUACUCAUU